Messenger RNA from Tripterygium wilfordii, 1440 nucleotides. RefSeq names its product UBP1-associated protein 2B-like. The transcript has 2 exons. Lineage: Eukaryota; Viridiplantae; Streptophyta; Magnoliopsida; Celastrales; Celastraceae. Gene Ontology annotation, molecular function: RNA binding. Bases 73 to 1404 code for a protein of 443 amino acids. The record is from RefSeq and is a predicted model, not a curated record.
UUGUUGCUUUCGUUUGUAAUUCAUAAGAUAAGAGAAGCGCAAGGGUGUCAAGAGUUCAUCGUGGUGCCUCCAAUGGCCAAAACCCCAAAACCCGAUAAACGAAAGCUCACCAAGAAACACAACGAUGACAAGACUCCCAAAAGGCUCAAAUCCAACAAGUCUGUCCAAGAAUUCGACUCAGACUCUGCCGCCGACCUCGCUGAGCUACUUGAACCCUACACCAAGGACCAGCUCAUCGACCUCAUCUCCAGAUUUGCCCUAAACGACGACUCCCUCCAUUCCCUCAUCUGCCGCCACGCCGAUGGUGAUGUCUCCCACCGCAAGAUCUUCGUUCACGGCCUCUCCUGGGAUUCGACGCGCCAAACUCUCCUCUCCGCCUUCCAGCCGUUCGGCGAGAUUGAGGAUUGUAAUGUCGUUACCGAGAAGGCCACUGGCAAGGCUAAGGGCUAUGGUUUUGUGUUGUUCAAGACGCGAAAAGCCGCCUCCAAAGCACUUGAGAAUUCAAGUAUUAAGAUAGACAACCGGAUUGUGUCGUAUCAGCUGGCGUCCUUGGGACCGGUGAAUAUGGUAGGGAAGGAGCAGGACUCGACGGCCACCGGAGCUAGGAAGAUUUAUGUGAGCAACGUGCAGGUGACUAUGGAAGCGGAAAAGCUUAGGGAGUUCUUUGAGAGGUUUGGUGAGAUUGAGGCAGGCCCGUUAGGGUUUAAUUCGCAGACAGGAAGGUCAAAGGGUUAUGCGUUAUUUGUUUAUAAAACUAUGGAGGGGGCUAAAAAGGCACUUGAGGAGCCAUAUAAAAUAUUCGAGGGGCAUCAGUUGCAUUGCCAGAAGGCAGCGGAUGGGAAGAGCAAGAAUUUGAUGCAGGUGGUACCAGGACAGCAGCAGCAACAACAACAACAGCAACAGCAACAGCAACAGGGGCAGACCCAACACCAGCAGCAGAUGUUGGCAGCAAUGGCAGCAGCGCAGCAAAUGGCAUUCUUUGGGCAGUUCCCAGGGUUUAAUCCAGUCUAUGGUGGGUUCCUAGGUAAUCCCUCUGCUGCUGGAUAUAUGAAUCCUAUGGCUGUGGCUGGAUUGAACCAAGGGAUGCUGGGACAAGGCAUGUUUGGCCAGCCUGUGAUGCCAACGAGCCAAGUAGGGGUGGGAAGUCAAUCAGUGCUAGGAGCUAUUGGGGCAGGUCAGGGAUUGCAGCAUGUUUAUCCAGAUGUGCAGGGUGGACAACUGGCUGUGGGAACGGGAGCAGGUCGGGGUCAGGGGCCUCCUGGGUCUUUCCCUGGGUUUCUCUCACAAAUGCGGAUGUUAUAUGUUUUAAUACAUGUUAUAUUGAUUAGCUGGAUUUGUGUAUUGAAAGUUGAAACACCUAAUUUAUGCUGCCUUUUAUACAGAGAUGUGGUUGUCUAUGAUUAGCUUGGUUUGUGUAUUGAAAGUUUGAACUGCUAUUUU